AUAUGCCGUCCGCCGAGGCGAUCAAACAUUUUUGAGCACAAUCUCAAAAAAAAUCUUGGUCACAUCAGUUUUAGUUUCUCUCUGAGCUUCGGCGUGAAUUGACUUCCUCUGUAUAAGCUGUGUGAGAGAUUUUUAUUUCUUUAAUUUGAGUGAGAAAAAAAGUCCAGAAAGGAAAGAAAAGAUGUCCAGUGAAGAGAGUGGAUUUGGUUUUAAGGACAAGCAAAAGGCACUGGAUACCCUAAAGUUGCUGGAAAAUCAGGAUAGCCAGUACAGACUCCUCACGAUUAGGGGAUUGCUGGGGAGAGCCAAGAGGGUGCUAACGCUGACAAAAGCCGAAGAAAAGCGGAAUAAUAUUAAGGAAGCCAUUGAGGUUUUUGAGAAUUGGCUCGAGGAGAACAAGAGCACGACAAGUAAGAGCAAAGCCAAAUCUUCCGGAGGAGCGGAAAAUGAGGAGAAAAUUGAUAAGGUCCCUGGAUUGGGAUUCAAAGACAAGGAAGCAGCGGAAAAGACUCUCAAGAUCCUGGACAAUCGGGAUGCAGACUACCAGAAGCUGGUUCUCAAAAGUCUCAUUACAAGCUCAAAGAGUGUAAUCUCACGCACAAAAGACAAGCAGAAGGUAUCAGAUAUCAAGGAGGGUGUGGACAUUCUCACAGAAUACCUCGACAGUCUGGACACAUUGGGGCAACCGAACAUGAAGUACCUCCCAGCAGACAUCAUCCAGAACUUCCCAAAGCCAUCAGACAAAUUGGCCAAGGAGUUCUUGGUGACCUACACUGAAACAGCUGGAGGGAAUUACAAAAAGCUCAGGACGCUCUUCCCAGAGGAUGAUGAUUCCAAUUCCUGGGAUAUUGUUCGGAAUAAGAAUCUCUCGAGUCUACAGAAGACAAUCCAAGAGAAGAAGCUUUCACUCUUCAAUAGCGACGGAUCGCCUACGAAGGAGCAUCUAGCGCUCAUUUCGUGGGCCUACACUCCAAAAAUGGAAAAGCUCAAGCAAUUCAUUGAGCAGAAGAAUGAAAAGAAUGGUGAUUCAACAUCUUCGGAUGAACCCAGUGUAAAGAAGCGCAAAGUGUGAAUGAAUUUUGCAAGGAAAAUGCUCUGAAAACUUUUUUUUAAUUAAUGAAGUCCAAUUAAAAAAGUUCUAAAAUUUGAAUUCAAUAAAUGAAAUCCAUUGAAAUGAUUAAAGUUCAA
This is a messenger RNA of Lutzomyia longipalpis, 1188 nucleotides long. RefSeq lists its product as uncharacterized. Lineage: Eukaryota; Metazoa; Arthropoda; Insecta; Diptera; Psychodidae. The transcript is spliced from 3 exons. The record is from RefSeq and is a predicted model, not a curated record. Bases 182 to 1072 code for a protein of 296 amino acids.